UGUCCUGCCGCUCUUCCAGCAACAUGCCUGGUGGUUCCCCCGAUAUCGAAGAUGCUGAGAAAGUGAUGUGCGCUUCAAAGUUCCCAGUCUACGUCAAGGUUGAGGAAGGAAAGCAGUACUACUACUGCACCUGUGGUAGAAGCAAGAACCAGCCUUGGUGUGAUGGAAGCCAUAGUGGCACCAAGUUUCAACCUAUGGCAUGGACGGCUCCAAAGACAGGGUCUGUCCGAUUUUGCCGUUGCAAGAGUACCAAAACGCCUCCCCUUUGCGACUACUCCCACGUUGGUCUUAUGAGCUCUUGCUGUAGUGGUGUUAGCGUGCAGACAGGAGGUUUGUACGUCCCAAAGCAUUGACGGGAAUUCAAAAGAGUGCGAGGAGUUCUUAUCGAGUUCUUGUAAAGUUAGAAGUAAUAAUUCAAGAUGAGCACUUGCAACAAUGAAAAGAUUGAAUUCAA
Messenger RNA from Guillardia theta CCMP2712, 454 nucleotides. RefSeq lists its product as hypothetical. Bases 24 to 353 code for a protein of 109 amino acids. The record is from RefSeq and is a predicted model, not a curated record. The transcript has 3 exons. NCBI's taxonomy places the organism in Eukaryota, Cryptophyceae, Pyrenomonadales, Geminigeraceae. Gene Ontology annotation, molecular function: 2 iron, 2 sulfur cluster binding. Gene Ontology annotation, cellular component: intracellular membrane-bounded organelle.